Molecule: messenger RNA, 4330 nt
Organism: Ziziphus jujuba (common jujube)
Lineage: Eukaryota; Viridiplantae; Streptophyta; Magnoliopsida; Rosales; Rhamnaceae
Product: putative disease resistance RPP13-like protein 2
Exons: 5
Coding region: 991-2919 (642 amino acids)
Biological process (GO): defense response to other organism
Molecular function (GO): ADP binding
Source: RefSeq, a predicted model, not a curated record
GUUAGGUGCAUGUUUUCUUUUCGAAGCUUCUAAAGUCACCUUGGUAAGUGUAUAGAAGACAGAUCCCACCGUCUCUUCGCUUCCCUAUGCUUUUCUUCAUCCUUUCUCCUCCCUCAUCUCUUUUCAGAACUGAGCUAGGAUGGAUUCUUCAUUUUUUCCAUGAAACCUUUGUAAAUGUUGAUGUAUGAAACAGCGGCACCCAUUUUUCCCAUGGUAUAUUUGGAACGGAUUCCGCAUCUGUAUCCGUACACGACACGGGUGCUUCGAUGGUUUUAAAGAGUCUGAGCAUCACAGAAAGUGAAAGGGGACAGAAGCAAAUCGGUGUUGUUUGAAGGGUGUAGGCUUGCAUCACAGUUGCGACAGUUGCAGGAAGUUAAGGAGAAGAAAUGGGAACUAAGUAGUAAUGUGUGGGCAGAGAUGAUGGCUUAUGCUGCAAGCCAGUGCAGAGGGAGUUAUCAUGCUUUGCAGUUGAGAAGCGGUGGGGAAUUUCUUUCCCGUGUCUGGCUUCUGAUGGCAUUUCUUGGUUUAACUGAACAGUUCCAGAUAUCACAAGGCAAAGUGCCUGAAUGAACUCAGACUUCCCAGUUGGAAAUGAAGGCUAAGAGAGUUGCCAUCAUGAUCUGGAGUAGGUGAUGGGGAAGCUGCUGGUUCAACCGAACCAGACGGAGGGAAAGCUGCUUUGCUUCUGACUUUAUACUCAAUUGAAGGGUGAAGACUUAAAUAAAAAAGUUAAGCUGUUGCUCGCCAUUUCCUGGUAAAGUUCCAACCGUUUCCAGAUCCCAAGUAUUUUUCUCUUCCUUUCUUUCUUUCUUUCUUUCUUUCUCUCUCAUAAUCAAAUAGUUAAGCUGUUGAGCCCCCAUAUCAUGAAUUGUCUGUAUCUGAUAAGCUGCUGUCCAUAGAGAUACUCAUUAACUUGUUGUGAACAAUUUCAUGUUUUUUUUUUUUUUUAAGCAAAUUUCUUCAAACUAGAUUAUCGCCAAGCCAGAGACCAUGAUGAAAGAUGAUGAAGAUGAUGAAUGCUGGUUAGAAACCACACAAGUGGAUAUACAACUUUCAUGUGCAAUACAAAAGCUAGAGGAAGUGCUGGCGGUUGAGGAGGAAGUGUUUCUUCGCCCAACAGUCGGACGGAAAAUAGCUGAAAUUAAAAAAGAGGCUUUCAACCUCGGAAACUUGACAAGGCACUCAAAGGAGUUAUUCGGCGGAUUCGAGGAGUACAUUUAUGUUAUUGGAGAAGGUAGUAAUCCGCUUAACAUAUUCGAGAAAGAGGUUCUUAACCUUGCUUACCAGGUGGAAGAUGCCACAUCAUCCUUCUUUUGUAGAAGAGAAAUGAGAAAAAAGAGACAGCAGGGCCUCAUGAAGAAGAUGAUGCUUUUCAAUAAUCUUUCGGACCAACACGAUGAUAUGUUAGAGGAGAUCAUGGAAGCCAAGAAUGCAUUCAUUUCCUCCACCAACUUCAGCAGUUUAGCUAUCGACGACGCCAAUAGCCUCUUCAGCGCUGCAGACAUGCUGCCCCGGAAAGCUACCGAUUAUAAUUUGAAGUUCGGUAGAUCAAAUUUUGUUUGUUGUGAAGAAAAGCGAGGUGGAAAGAAUUCCCCAGACUACCAUUUGUGGGGUUACUUAACAAUCCUGGGGGAAGUAGGAUCUGGCAAAACAACCUUUGCCAGGGACAUAUACAGUGCAGUUACUAAUGAACCGAAGCAGGGGUUUGAAAUCCGUGCUUGGGUUAGUGUGAGGCCAGAAUACGAAAUCACUGAUAUCUACACUGACAUAGUCCAACAACAGGAAGACAUACCAAAUGAGAUAGUCCGCAGCCUGGGUUCCCAAGGAUUGUCUGAGAGGCUGAAGAAGUGGUUGGAAAGUUGCAGAUUUAUCAUAGUCUUGGACGAUGUCCACUACAUCUGGUCGCAAAUCAAAUCCCACUUCAAAUAUCUGUUUCCAAUCAAAACAACACAGUGUAGUACAGUCAUAAUAACCACCUGUGAAGCACAAGCGUCGGAGAUUACAAGGGUUAUUAAGGUACUUGGCCCCCUAAGUGAAAAAGAUCGCUGGGAAUUGUUCAAGAACACCUUGAAAAAGGCCAACAUGAUAAACCAGAUAGAUAAGCAAGAUGAUGCCACAAACCGGCUAGAGACAGAGCUUCCCAAGGGAAUCAUCUGCCAAAUGAAUAGCUAUUUACAUCUAGGAAUCAUCACGCUGGCUCGUCUCUAUAUGACCAACAAGCAUGACAACCAGAAAUCAAGUUCUUCAUUGUCAUUAUUAAUAGACUGGGAUUUGAAUUUCCAAAGGCUGCCUCCAAAAAUAAGACAGUGUUUUCUUUAUAUGGGGAUCUUUCCAGAAAAAUUUGAGAUCCCCAUAAGAAGAUUAUUCAGGCUAUGGAUUGCGGAGGGACUGGUAGUAGCUAUGCAGUCUUCAGAGACUCCUGAAGAUUUGGCACGGAGCUACCUAAUGGAGCUUGAAACAAAGAAAUUAAUUUCCGUAAACAGAAAAAAUGGACAUCCCAAGUCGUGCUGUAUGCCAUCAGCUAUGCACAAAUUCUUUUCAAGAAAGGCCAUGCAUCUUGGAAUUUUCUAUGUCCAUAAUGGGUCGGAAAAUCCAAGUUCAAAGUCCAGGGCUAGACGGCUUGUAGAACAUGCUGCUGACAUCCAGCAGUACCCCACUUCAGAUGAUGAUUACAAGCUGCGUUCUUACAUAUCUUUCAAUAACCGAAAGCGGGAUAUGCCAGCCCAACAGGUAGGUGUUUUUCUUGGAAAACUUGUUGCUAAAAAUGGAUUUGGAUUGCUGAGAGUACUAGAUCUUGAAAAUGUCUAUAAACCACUGCUACCGGCAGAGACACUUGAAAAACUAUUCUUGCUAACAUACUUAGGCUUGAGAUGGACUUUCUUGGAUUCACUUCCUGAUUCAGUUGGUACCCUGCAAUAAUUGGACACUUUAGAUGUCAAACACACUAAUAUUACCAUUUUGCCUAGUACCAUUUGGAAAGCAAAGACGCUUAAACAUCUCUAUAUGAACCAAGUUCACUUUGAUAUGUCCAUUAACAAAGGCUUUACUGGUAGUUUAGCCAAUCUGCCGACACUGUGGGGGCUGUCUAUAGGUAGCAACAAAGAUGUGGUGAAAUCGUUGAGCAAGUUGAGUAGUCUCAGAAAAUUGGGUUUGACCUAUCAUUCUACAACAGCAGAGGAAAUAGCUAACUGGAUUUCCAAACUCGCCUAUCUUCAAUACCUGAGGUUGAGAUCCAUUAAUGAAUUAGGCGAACCUUCAAACCUCAAGUUGCCUGCGGAUAUGAGCAUGCUUGAAAGGCUUUCUGAGUUGUAUUUGGUGGGCGUGUUAUCAUCUACGAAUAAUCAAACUUUUGUUCAAUUUCCACCCAACUUGAAAAUCCUCACUUUGAGUGGGUCUCAACUAAAGAAUGACUCGCUGCAAAUGCUUGGAAAGCUAUCCCAUCUUGAAACACUGAGGUUAUAUGCACAAUCAUAUUCUGGUGGUCAAAUCAUCUUUGACAAGGAUGAAUUCUCAAACUUGGUUGUUUUGAAACUGUGGAAGCUGGUGAAACUGGAGACUUUGGAAAUGAAGAAAGGAGCGAUGUCCAAACUCGAAGAAUUAGACAUCAGACUCUGUGAUAAUCUGAAUCCUAUGAAAGGACUGGAGCAGGUUGGUAGCUUGAAAACAAUAACCUUAACAGAUAUGCCUGGCGAUUUUGUAGAAACAGUUAAACGUGAAGUGAAAAGUGAAGUGACCAAAGACUGUGUAGUUGUUAAAGUACAGAAUUUGAAGUCAUCUCCUAUAUCUACAAACCAAAGCAACAAUAACAUGAGAGGUCAUGGAGGAGGAAGGAACAGUGGAGGAAGAAUCGUUUGCCAACUCUGUGAUGGACCGGGUCACACCGUCCAUGAUUGUUUGCAUAGGUUCGACAAAAAUUUUUCAGGAAAUAAAAGUCAAGAUUACUCUUCUGCUCAUUAUUCCUCUCAAGAUAUUGUUGUCAAUCCUGAGUGGCUGCCAGACAGUGAUGCUACUAACCAUGUCACUGCAGAUCGGUCAAACCUCCGGCAAAAGUCUAAAUAUGGAGGCAAGGGCAAGCUUAUAAUUGGCAACAGACAAGGUUACGGAGAAGGUACUUCUACGUCGCACACAUAAGGAUGGUCUUUUAUCGUAUUUGUCUGCCCGGAGUUGGAAAUAAAAAUCCAACGUGUGUUUCAGCCUCCAAGCCAAGUUUUAGUAGUAAUUUUUCUCCAUAUUUCCCAAAAAAUAGGACCUGGCAUUAUCGCCUAGGUCACCCCUCGUUUGAUGUGUUUAAGGACUCUAGCUACUCAAUGUAAUGAACUUUCUUUGAAUU